Messenger RNA from Callithrix jacchus (white-tufted-ear marmoset), 21649 nucleotides. NCBI's taxonomy places the organism in Eukaryota, Metazoa, Chordata, Mammalia, Primates, Cebidae. The record is from RefSeq and is a predicted model, not a curated record.
CCUCCCCAGUCCCCCCCCAACAGAUCACAGUGUGUGAUGCUCCCUUCCCUAUGUCCGUGUGUUCUCAUUGUUCAACACCUGCCUGUGAGUGAGAACAUGUGUUGUUUUUCUGUUCUUAUGUCAGUUUGCUAAGAAUGAUGGUUUCCAGAUUCAUCCAUGUCCCUACAAGGAACAUGACCUCAUCAUUUUUUAUGGCUGCAUAGUAUUCCAGAGUGUAUAUGUGCUACAUUUCCCUUGUCCAGUCUAACAUUGAUGGGCAUUUGAGUUGGUUCCAGGUCUUUGCUAUUGUAAACACUGCAGCAAUGAACAUGUGCACGUAUCUUUAUAGUAGAAUGAUUUAUAAUCCUUUGGAUAUAUACCCAGUAAUGGGAUUGCUGGGUCAAAUGCAAUUUUUAUUUCUAGGUCCUUGAGGAAGCCCCACAUUGUCUUCCACAAUGGUUGAACUAACUUAUAUUCCCAUCAGCAGUGUAAAGUGUUCCUAUUUCUCCUCAUCCUCUCCAGCAUCUGUCGUCUCCAGAUUUUUUAAUAAUCACCAUUCUGACUGGCGUGAGGUGGUAUCUCAAUGUAGUUUUGAUUUGCAAUUCUCUAAUGACCAGUGAUGAUGAGCAUUUUUUCAUAUGUUUCUUGGCCUCAUAAAUGUCUUCUAUUGAAAAAUGUCUGUUCAUGUCCUUUGCCCACUUUUGAAUGGGUUUGUUUUUUUUCUUGUAAAUCUGUUUUAGUUCUUUGUAGAUUCUGGAUAUUAGCCCUUUGUCAGAUAGGUAUAUUGCAAAAAUGUUUUCCCAUUGUGUUGGUUGCCAGUUCACUCUAAUGACUGUUUCUUUUGCUGUACAGAAGCUCUGGAGUUUAAUUAGAUCCCAUUUGUCUAUUUUGGCUUUUGUUGCCAAUGCUUUUGGUGUUUUGGUCAUGAAGUCCUUGCCUAUGCCUAUGUCCUGAAUGGUUUUGCCUAGGUUUUCUUCUAGGGUUUUUAUGGUGUUAGGCCUUAUGUUUAAGUCUUUAAUCCAUCUGGAGUUAAUUUUAGUGUAAAAUAUGCCCUUUCUGUAAAGCAGAAAGGGGUCCAGUUUCUGCUUUCUGCACACUGCUAGCUAGUUUUCCCAAGACCAUUUAUUAAACAGGGAAUCCUUUUCCCACUGCUUGUUUUUGCCAAAGAUCAGAUGGUUGUAGAUGUGGGACAUUGCCUCCAAGGCCUCUGUUCUGUUCCAUUGGUCUAUAUCUUCUGUUUUGGUACCAGUAUCAUGCUGUUCUGAUUACUGUAGCCUUGUAGUAUAGUUUGAAGUCAGGUAGCAUGAUGCCUCCAGCUUUUUUCUUUUUUCUUAGAAUUGUAUUGGCUAUGCAGGCUCUCUUUUGGUUCCAUAUGAAGUUUAAGGUGUUUUUUUCCAGUUCUGUGAAGAGGGUCAUAGGUGACUUGAUGGGGAUAGUGUUGAAUCUAUAAAUUACAUUGGGCAGUAUGGCCAUUUUCAUGAUAUUGAUUCUUCCUAACCAUGAGCACGGAAUAUUUUUCCAUCUGUUUGUAUCCUCUCUUAUUUCACUGAGCAGUGGUUUGUGUUUCUCCUUGAGGAGGUCCUUUACAUCGUUUGUUAGUUAUAUUCCUAGGUAUUUUUAUUCUCUUUGUAGCAAUUGUGAAUGGCAGUUCGUUCUUGAUUUGACUCUCUUUAAGUCUGUUAUUGGUGUAUAGGAAUGCUUGUGAUUUCUGCACAUUGAUUUUGUAUUCUGAGACUUUUCUGAAGUUGCUUUUCAGUUUGAGGAGAUUUGGGCUUAGAUGAUGGAAUCUUCUAAAUAUACAAUCAUGUUGUCUGCAAAUAGAGACAAUUUGAUUUCCUCCUUUCCUAAUUGAAUACCCUUUAUUUCUUUUUCUUGCCUGAUUGCUCUGGCUAGAACUUCCAAUACUAUAUUAAAUAGGAGUGGUGAGAGACGGCAUCCUUGUCUAGUGCCAGAUUUCAAAGGGAAUGCUUCUAGUUUUUGCCCAUUCAGUAUGAUAUUAUAUUGGCUGUGGGUUUGUCAUAAAUAGCUUUUAUUAUUUUGAGAUACGUUCCCUUCAUACCUAGUUUAUUGAGAGUUUUUAGUAUAAAGGGCUGUUAAAUUUUGUUGAAGGCCUUCUCUGCAUCUAUUGAGAUAAUCAUGUGGUUUUGUCUUUGGUUCUGUUCAUGUGGUGGAUUACGUGUAUAGAGUUGUGUAUGUUGAACCAGACUUGAAUCCCCAGGAUGAAGCCUACUUGAUUUUGAUGGAUAAGCUUUUUGAUGUGCUGUUGGAAUCAGUUUGCCAGUAUUAUUGAAGAUUUUUGCACCUAGGUUCAUCAUGGAUAUUGACCUGAAGUUUUCUUUUUAUCAUUGAGUUUCUAUCGGGUUUUGGUAUUGGGAUGAUGUUGGUCUCAUAAAAUGAUUUGGGAAGGAUUCCCUCUUUAUGGAUUGUUUGGAAUAGUUUCAGAAGGAGUGGUACCAGCUCUUCUUUGUAUGUCUGGUAGAAUUCAUCUGGACCUGGGCUUUUUUUGUUUGGUAGGCUAUUAAUUGCCGCCUCAACUUCAGUGCUUGGUACUGGUCUAUUCAGGGUUUCGACUUCUUCCUGGUUCAGGCUUGGGAGGGUGCAAGUGUCCAGGAAUUUAUCUAUGUCUUCCAGGUUUACUGGUUUAUGUGCAUAGAGUUGUUUGUAGUAAUCUAUGAUGGUAGUUUGUAUUUCUGUGAAAUCGGUGGUGAUAUCCUCUUUAUGGUUUUUUGUUGCGUCUAUUUGAUUGGUCUCUCUUUUCAGCUUUAUUAAUCUGGCUAGCAGUUUGUCUAUUUUGUUGAUCUUUUAAAAAAACCAGCUCCUGGAUUUAUUAAUUUUUUGAAGGGUUUUUUUGUGUCUCUAUCUCCUUCAGUUCUGCUCUGAUCUUAGUUAUUUCUUGUCUUUUGCUAGCUUUUGAGUUUGUUUGAUCUUGCUCGUCUAGCUCUUUCAAUUUUGAUGAUAGGGUGUCAAUUUUAGAUCUUUCCCUGCUUCUCAUAUGGACAUUUAUUGCUAUAAAUUUUCCUCUAGACACUGCUUUACAUGUGUCCCAGUGAUUCUGGUAUGUUGUGUCUUUGUUCUUAUUGGUUUCGAAGAACAUCUUUAUUUCUGCCUUCAUUUCAUUGUUUAUCCAGUCAACAUUCAAGACCCAAGUUGUUCAGUUUCCAUGAAGUUGUGCAGUUUUGAAUUAGUUUCUUAAUCCUGAGUUCUAAUUUGAUUGCACUGUGGUCUGAGAGACUGUUUGUUAUGAGUUCCAUUCUUUUGCAUUUGCUGAGGAGUGAUUUAUUUCCAAUUAUAUCGUCAACUUUAGAGGAGGUGUCAUGUGGUGCUGAGAAGAAUGUGUAUUUUGUGGAUUUGGGGUGGAGAGUUCUGUAGAUGUCUAUUAGGUUUGCUUGGUCCAGAUCUGAGUUCAAGUCCUGGAUAUCCUUGUUAAUUUUCUGUCUCAUUGAUCUACCUAAUAUUGAAAGUGGAAUGUUAAAGUCUCCCAGAAUUAUUGUGUGGGAGUCUAAGUCUCUUUGUAGGUCCUUAAGAACUUGCCUUAUUUAUCUGGGUGUUCCUGUAUUGGAUGCGUAUAUAUUUAGGAUUGUUAGCUCUUCUUGUUGUAUUGAUCAUUUUACCACUAUGUAAUGCCCUUCUUUGUCUCUUUGAUCUUUGUUGGUUUAAAGUCUAUUUUAUCAGAGACUAGGAUUGCAACGCCUGCUUUUUUUUUGCUCUCCAUUUGCUUAGUAAAUCUUUCUCUAUCCCUAUAUUUUGAGCCUAUGUGUGUCCUUGCAUUUGAGAUGGAUUUCCUGGAUACAGCACACUGAUGGUUUUUUACUUUUUAUCCAAUUUGCCUGUCUGUGUCUUUUGAUUGGGGCAUUUAGAACAUUUACAUUUAAGGUUAAUAUUGUUAUGUGUGAAUUUGAUCCUGCCAUUUUGAUAAUAGCUGGUUGUUUGGCCCAUUAGUUGAUGCAGUUUCUUCAGUGUCGAUGCUUUUUACCAUUUGGUAUGUUUUUGGAGUUGCUGGUACUGGUUGUUCCUUUCCAUGUUUAGUGCUUCUUUCAGGAGCUCUUGUAAGGCAGGCCUGGUGGUAAUGAAAUAUCUGAACAAUUGCUUGUUCAUAAAGGAUUUUAUUUCUCCUUUGCUUGUGAAGCUUAGUUGGGCUGGAUAUGAAAUUGUAGGUUGAAAGUUCUUUUCUUUAAGAAUGUUGAAUAUUGGCCCCCACUCUCUGCUGGCUUGUAGGGUUUGUUCUGAGAGUCUGAUGGGCUUCCCUUUGUGGGUAAUCUGACCUUUCUCUCUGGCUGCCCUUAGCAUUUUCUCCUUAAUUUCAACCCUGGUGAAUCUGAUGAUUAUGUGCCUUGGGGUUGCUCUUCUUGAGGGAUAUCUUUGUAGUGUUUUCUGUAUUUCCUGGACUUGAAUAUCGGCCUGCCUUGCUAGGUUGGGGAAGUUAUCCUGGAUAAUAUCCUGAGGAGUGUUUUCCAGCUUGGAUUCAUUCUCUCCAUCACUUUCAGGCACACCUAUCAAACAGAUUAGGUCUUUUCACAUAAUCCUAUGUUUCUUGGAGACUUUGUUCAUUUCUUUUCACUUUUUCUCUAAUCUUGCCUUCUCCUUUUAUUUCAUUGAGUUGAUCUUCGACCUCUGAUAUCCUUUCUUCUGCUUGGUCGAUUCAGCUAUUGAAACUUGUGUAUGGUUUGCAAAGUUCUCAUGUUGUGUUUUUCUGCUCUAUUAAGUCAUUUAUAUUCUUUUCUAAGCUGUUUAUUCUCGUUAGCAUUUUGUCAAACCUGUUUUCAAGGUUCUUAGUUUCUAUGCAUUGGAUUAGAACAUAUUCUUUUAGCUCAGAGAAGUUUGUUAUUACCCACCUUCUGAAGCCUGUUUCUGUCAAUUCAUCAGACUCAUUCUCCAUCCAGCUUUGUUCCCUUGGAGGAGGAGAGACGUUCUGGUUUUGGGUGUUUUCAUCCUUUUUGUGCUAGUUUCUUAUCAUUUUUGUGGACUUAUCUACCUGUGGUCUUUGUAUUUGUUGACUUUCAGUUGGGGUCUCUGAGUGGACAUCCUUUUUGUUGAUGAUGAAGUUACUUCUUUCUGUUUCUUAGUUUUCCUUCUAACAGUCAGGCUACUCUGUUGUAGGACUGCUUGAGGUUCCCUCCAGACCCUGUUUGCCUGAGGAUCUCCUUCGGUGGCUACAGAACAGUAAGGGUUGCUGCCAGUUUCCUCUUCUGUUAUCUUUGCCCCAGAAGGAUACCUGCCAGAUGUCAGCCUCAGCUCUCCUUUAUGAGGUGACUCUUUGGAUAUUCGGGGGUCAGGGAGCCGCUUGAGGAGACAGUCUGUCUUUUAUAGGAGCUCAAGUGCUGAGCUGUGAGUGCUGUUGUUCUGUUCAGAGCUGCUGGGCAGGUAAGUUUAUGUCUGCUGCAGUGGAACUCAUAAUCACCUUUUUUCCCAGAUUCUCUGUCCUGGGAAGGUGGGACUUUGUUUAUAAGUUCCUGACAUGCUGCUAAUUUUUUUCAGAGCUGCCCUGCCCAGCAAGGAGGUAGCCUAGUGACAGUCUGCCAGCAGAGGCAUUGCUGAGCUGCCAUGGGCUCUGCCCAGCUGCUAUAUGAACCUCCUUGCAGUUUUGUUUAUAUAGUUAGAACUGCCUUGGUAAUGGCUGUCUGCCUCAGUAAUGACAGAUGCCCUUCCCCUAUCAGAGCUGGACUGUCCUGGUCCAGCUGUGCUUUCUGCAAAACUCUCAAUCCAGAGUGUUUCAGAUUGCUGGUCUUUGUGGGGGUGUGACCUGCUGAGCCAGAUCACCUGGCUCCCUGUUUCAGCCCCUUUUGUUUUCAGUUGAAUGGGUGGCUCUGUCUCCCAGGCAUUCCAGGUGCCAGUUGAAACAGCCAUACAGAUUUCUGUGAGUUUUUGUGUAGAGACGCACUGUGCUGGCUGAAACAGCCAUGCUGGGAACUUGUGGCACUUUUCAUCCCGGGAAUCUCCUGGUCUGUGGGCAGUAAUAAUUCGUUUGGAAAUGUGGUGUUCACUGACCCUCUGCAUUGUUCUUGCUGGUAACUGCACUCCAGAGCUGUUCCUAUUCGACCAUCUUGGAUCCGCCCCAAGGCUAUCAACUCUUAAUCAGGGAUAUUGCAAAUAUUUUUCCAUAGUUUUCAAUUCACCUUUAAGUUUGUUCACAAUAUUUUUGAUUGAGAUUUUUAGUUUUCAGUAGUCAAAGGUAACAGUUUCUUUUUGUUUGUUGUUUCUGCCUCUGUGUUAUGCUUAGGAUGUCUAUCUUUAUUCAAAGAUUACACCUCAUCUGCAUUUUAAUUCAUGCCUUCAUCCAUGUACUUUAAUCCCACAGAUAUUCCUUGAGUGUCUCUUAUACAUCAGGGCUAAGAGAAUUGUCAGACAUAAAGUAAUAAACCUUGCACAUUUGGAGCUUCAGUCUAGCAGAACAUUGACCUUAAUAAGUACAUGAUGCUAAGUGAAAUAUGCCAGGCACAGAAACAUAAAUACUGUAUAAUCUCAUUUAUAAGUGGAAUCUAAAGAAAGUCAAGUCAUAGAAACAAGGGUAGAAGGGUCAGGCAUGGGAGAAAGCAGGAGAUGUUGGCCAAAGGGUACACACUUCUAGUUAUAAGAUAAAUGAAUUCUGGAGACUUAAUGAACAGUAUGGUGUCUAUAGUGAAUAAUAAUAUAUUGUAUAUUUGAAAUUUGCUAAGACAGUAGAUCUUAAGUAUUCUUGCCACAGAAAAGAAGGUAACUAGGUGAGGUGAUGGACAUGUUAAUUGGCUGGAUUUUGGUAAUCAUUUCAUAGUGCUUACAUAUAUCAAAACAUCAUGUUGUACUCUUUAAAUAUAUAGAAUUUUCUUUGUCAAUUAUACCUCAGUGAAGCUGCGAAAAGAAAAAAAUAGGCCUUAAUUUAUUUUAAAUUUGCACAAAUAAAAUUAAAACUGUGCUAAGUAUUAUGAAGGAGAGGUAAAUAGUAAAAUCAAAAUGUCUACUGAGGGUAACUGAACUGCUUGGAGAGGUCUGGGAGGGGUUUCCAGUAGAAGUCAUCUUGAUGGAAGACUGUAGUUAAAUUACAUAAGGAGGUGGUGGAGAAAGGCAUUGCAGGCCUGGCAGACACCAUUGUGGCUGAAGCACAAAGAUCAAGCACGAUAAAGCAAGAUAUGCCAAGAUAUGGCUGGAAAGGAAUUUUGAAGCUAGACCAUGUGGGGACUUGUAAGUCUUGUUAUGGAUUUUGAUAUUUUGUUGUAAGAGCAAUGGAAAACCACUAAUGUCAUUUAAGGAGGAUGUUCAAAGUAGAUGAUACAAUGCUGUCUUUUCUUUUUAAAAAUACUUAACUCUUUAAUACUUUUGGAAUUCGUUUUUAUGGGGCUUACAAAUAUUUUUUUUUCCAAGCAGUUAAUCAUAGUCACUGUACCUUGUGUUGAAUAAUUUUUUCUUUUCUCAUUUUUCUGAAGUGUACUUUUAUCAUAAAGUAAAAUUUUAUAUAUCACUUGUAUCUUUUAUGUAGUAAGAUGUUUUGAUAGGACCCAUGUGCUAUGAUCUAAAUGUUUGUGUCUGUCUCCACCCUUGCCAAAUUCAUAUGUUGAAACUUAACCUCCAGUGUGAUGGUAUUAGGAGGUGGUCUUUGGCAGGUGAUUAGGUCAUGACAGUGGAGCCCUCAUGAAUAGGAUUAGCAACGUUACAAAACAGGCCCUGUACAACUGCCUUGUCCCUUCCACCACAUAAGGACACUGCGAGAAGGAGCCCUGUGAAUCAGAAAGAUGCCCUCACCAGACACCAAAUCUGCCUGCUUGAUCUUGGACUUGAUCUUGCACCUCCCAGCCUCCACAGUGGUGAUAAAUACAUUUCUGUUGUUUAUAAUCUACCCAGUUUAUGGUAUUUGUGAUAGCAGUCCAAACAGAAAAAAAAAAAUCCUUGAUUUUUCUUCCUUAUUUAGUCUUACUUUGGGGGAAGUAUGUUCAUUUUUGUUGUAGGCCACAUUUAUCCUUAUCCUUGGUGUCUCUAUUUUGGGUGAUCUUGAAGGGUUGACAGUCUUCCUUUGGCCUUUUAAAUUGAAGGGCCAAGUGCUGUGCACAGUCUGGACCUAACUGUGCUUUAUCUUGGCCUUUAUUGGCUGUGGAUCUGUUGUCCAUUGCAGGGAUUUUUUGGUCUCUUGUUCAGGUCCUUUUAUGAGGGUGGGAAUUGAUUCUUUAAUGUUGUGGAAACACAAGUAUUUUCCAAGCCAACAAUUCUGCACACUGCACAGCAUACUGCUAUUCAUUCUUGUAGGCUAAACUUCUCUGAUGAUUGACUUAAUAUUUGUGAUUGCAUGCUGGAAAGUGAAGACCCAUUGCAUUCUGGAAAGUGAAGCUGAUGGAAAUUAAAGUGGAAUUGGUACAAGAACAGACUUACUAAGAUAUAGGGGAAGUUCUCAGUGACUUUAGAAUGCAGGUUGAGGGAGUAGUUUCCUCCCCGUUGUGUGCAAAGCCCAGUUUCUGGGAGGUGGGGCACAUAUUUUGGCUAGGUGGAGAAAAUUAUGCUAUUUGAUCAUCUUCUUUAUUCCUUGAUUAAGAUCUCAGGGCUUCAAAUGAGUUUUAGUUAAUAGAUGUUUCUUCAGUUUCUUUGUAGGUUAUUGAGCCAUUUAUCAAGAUUCCAGGACUGUGAAAACAUCAAUAAGUUGAUGAGCCAGUGAACAUAAACCACGAGUUGUUUGUUUUUUGCCAUUGUAAUUCAGAAAUCUUUUUAAGAAAAUCCCUCCAGCCCCAUCUUAGAUAUCAGGGAGAUACCGUCCCUGGAAAACAGUCUCUUGGCUUCUGUGCCACUUGGGGCUGGAUUAUUUUGUUUGAGUGAGAUGUCAAGUUUACUGACUUGAAGAGUUUUUUAUUAGGUUAGGUUAGGUAGGUUAGGUAGAAGUGACGCUAGCAUAUAAAUAUGCUUUGAGGUUUGUGUGGAUUGGCUAUUACUGAUGGCUCAAGUUAACAGUGUUUUAGGUUAGAAACUUACCUAGUAUGUGGAACAUCAGUUUGAUUGAAUAUAAAAUUUUAUAAGAAGGCUCCUUUGGUCUGGUGAGCCACUGGUCUGAAGACUUCUCCAAACUGUUCUGCAAAUCAGAACAGUUUAAAUCCAGAUGUUUCCUAGACCAACAAAUUGCUGCAAUUUUCUAUCAUGUUUUCUUGGUCACUGCUUCAUCCUGCUGAGGAGCCUGAUGGCAGUGGGGUAGUGCUUGGAAGUAUAAUUUUGUUGAAGGGUGUAAUGCAAACACUUAUUACCAUUUGUAAUGCUCUUCUUACUUGCUGAUUAUCUGUCUCCUCAGUAGUCUCUAAGCAGUGCCAUGUGUGUCUGUUUUAUUCUCUACUGUGUGUCCAGGGCCUGGCACACUAUCUGGUGCUCCAUUCAUUCAUGUAUAUUUGAUGAAUGAAUGAAUGAAUGAAUGAACUUGAAAGAGUCUCAGUUCCAAGUACCCACAGGUUACAGGAAAGUUAUAGACACGUUUUUGCCUUUAUUGGUUAACCUGCAACUUUAGUUAAUUUGGUUCCAAAACCUCUUCCAGGUGUAGAAAAUCACUCCAUGUAAUGCAUACUGUUGGGUGGAAUUUGAACAAAAUGGUAUUUCUGAAGAAGAGCAAUUGCAUGUGAAAUACAUUGUCUUGUGACUAGCAAAAAUAAUUUAUUAGCCUCUAGCUUAUUUAAAUUUGAUUCCUAGAAAGCAGUUAUAGUAAAACACAAAAGCCUGUGAGAAAGGAUGGGAUAUUUUUCCCUUAGGCCCUACUCACCCACCUUUUCUGGGACUUGGGACACAAUCGUCUCCCCUUGGAGCCUUAUCCAGACUAGGAAAUGGAAACUGUUUUUAUUCAGUGGGAUGGAGAUUUGGAGACUUUCUGGGUUCUAGGGUUAUGCCGAGAGGGAUUUCAUUUUGCUAGAGACUUCCUUAAUGCUGGAGACAUUUUGAGGCCAGAUCUGGAAGUUCUUUUCUCCUGAUUCUCUGAAGAGGAAGGAUUCACCCUGUCACUGCCAUUCUGGCCUCUACCCUUUAUACAGAAGAACAGUCUAAUGGAACCAAAUGAUGGAGAUGCUUGGCCAGCCACAGAGAAGGAUGAGAGGAAGCCUCAGGCUCAGGAAGAGGAGCUUUGUAGGCAGCCAACCUCAAAGAGGCAGACAGGAUGGCUAGUUCAGCCCGGGAGCACCUGCUUUUUGUACGGCGUCGAAAUCCCCAGAUGCGGUACACACUGAGCCCAGAGAACCUCCAGAGCCUCGCCGCCCAGAGCUCGAUGCCAGAGAACAUGACCCUGCAGCGGGCCAACAGCGACACCGACCUGGUGACUUCCGAGAGCCGCUCCAGCUUAACUGCCAGCAUGUACGAGUACACGCUGGGGCAAGCCCAGAACCUCAUUAUCUUUUGGGACAUAAAAGAGGAGGUGGACCCCAGUGAUUGGAUUGGACUUUAUCAUAUAGAUGAGAAUUCUCCAGCCAACUUCUGGGAUUCUAAAAACAGGGGUGUGACUGGAACACAAAAAGGGCAAAUUGUAUGGAGAAUUGAGCCUGGGCCCUAUUUCAUGGAACCAGAGAUAAAGAUCUGUUUUAAAUAUUACCACGGCAUUAGUGGGGCCCUGCGAGCCACAACCCCCUGCAUCACCGUGAAGAACCCAGCUGUGAUGAUGGGGGCAGAAGGCAUGGAGGGAGGUGCUUCAGGAAACCUGCAUUCUCGGAAACUCGUUAGCUUUACACUGUCAGAUCUUAGGGCAGUUGGGCUAAAGAAAGGGAUGUUCUUCAAUCCUGACCCCUAUCUUAAGAUGUCAAUUCAGCCAGGGAAGAAGAGCAGUUUCCCCACCUGUGCCCACCAUGGGCAGGAGAGACGGUCUACUAUCAUCAGUAACACCACUAAUCCAAUUUGGCACCGAGAGAAAUAUUCCUUUUUUGCACUUCUUACUGAUGUCUUAGAAAUUGAAAUUAAAGACAAAUUUGCCAAGAGCCGUCCCAUCAUCAAGCGUUUUCUGGGGAAACUAACCAUUCCAGUCCAGAGGCUGCUGGAGCGACAAGCCAUCGGUGAUCAAAUGCUCAGCUACAACCUUGGCAGAAGGCUCCCAGCUGACCAUGUGAGUGGGUACCUCCAAUUUAAAGUGGAGGUUACAUCUUCUGUUCAUGAAGAUGCCUCUCCAGAAGCUGUUGGCACAAUGCUUGGAGUCAAUUCUGUGAAUGGAGACUUAGGUAGCCCUUCUGAUGAUGAGGACAUGCCAGGGAGCCAUCAUGACAGCCAGGUGUGCACUAAUGGGCCAGUUUCUGAGGACAGUGCUGCCGAUGGGACCCCCAAGCAUUCAUUCAGGACUAGCUCUACUCUGGAAAUAGACACAGAGGAAUUAACCUCUACUUCUUCAAGGACCUCACCUCCCAGAGGACGUCAGGAUUCACUCAAUGAUUACUUAGAUGCUGUCGAACACAAUGGCCACUCCAGGCCGGGGACAGCCACCUGCUCUGAGAGGUCCAUGGGUGCCUCUCCGAAACUGAGGAGUAGUUUCCCCACCGACACAAGACUCAAUGCCAUGCUUCAUAUUGACUCAGAUGAAGAAGAUCAUGAGUUACAGCAAGACCUGGGUUACCCAUCUUCCCUGGAGGAGGAGGGAGGCCUGAUCAUGUUUAGCAGGGCAUCCAGAGCCGAUGAUGGAAGCCUGCACUCUCAGACAAAGCCAGAGGACAACCCCGUUGAGAAUGGGGAAGGCUCCUCACAUGAAGCCACUUCCUUUGAGGAUAAGCCAGAAAAUCUUCCAGAGCUUGCAGAGAGCUCCUUACCUGCAGGCCCAGUCCCAGAGGAAGGUGAAGGUGGCCCAGAGUCUCAACCCAGUGCUGACCAGGGCAGUGCUGAAUUGUGUGGCUCUCAAGAGGCAGAUCAGCCCACAAGUAGGGCAGACACGGGGACUUCUGAUGCAUCGGGAGGAAGCCGAAGAGCUGUCAGUGAGACCGAGUCUCUUGAUCAGGGCUCUGAGCCUUCCCAGGUGUCCUCUGAAACAGAACCCAGUGAUCCUGCCAGGACAGAGAGUGUGAGUGAAGCCAGCACCAGGCCCGAGGGAGAGAGUGACCUGGAAUGUGCGGACAGCUCCUGCAAUGAGAGUGUGACCACGCAGCUGUCCUCUGUUGAGACGCGGUGCUCCUCUCUUGAGAGCGCACGGUUUCCUGAAACCCCAGCCUUUUCUUCUCAGGAGGAGGAAGAUGCAGCCUGUGCAGCAGAGCCCACCAGCAGCGGCCCUGCCGAAGGGUCGCAGGAUUCCGUGUGCACUGCUGGUUCUUUACCUGUGGUACAGGUGCCCAGUGGGGAGGAGGAAGGGCCAGGGACAGAAUCGGCCACGGUACCUGACCAGGAGCUGGGGGAGGUCUGGCAGCGGAGGGGGAGCCUGGAGGGAGCCACAGCUGCUGCUGAGAGCCCACUCCAAGAAGAGGGCAGUGCUGGGGAGGCUCAAGGUACCUGUGAAGGGGCGACUGCCCAGGAGGAUGGCGCUACUGGAGGUUCUCACCAACCACUGCGAUCACUACCUUCAGUGCGCCAGGAUGUUAGCCGCUACCAGAGGGUGGAUGAGGCUCUCCCACCAAACUGGGAGGCACGCAUUGACAGCCACGGCAGGAUCUUCUACGUGGAUCACGUAAACAGAACCACGACGUGGCAGCGACCGACAGCUCCCCCAGCCCCACAGGUGCUGCAGAGAUCUAACUCCAUACAGCAAAUGGAGCAGUUGAACCGGCGAUAUCAGAGUAUCCGCAGAACCAUGACCAAUGAGAGGCCUGAGGAAAAUACCAAUGCUAUUGAUGGGGCAGGGGAGGAAGCUGACUUUCACCAAGCCAGUGCAGAUUUCCGACGGGAGAACAUCCUGCCUCACUCUACCUCCAGAUCCAGGCUCACGUUGCUGUUACAGUCUCCCCCCGUGAAGUUCCUCAUCAGCCCAGAGUUCUUCACCGUGCUGCAUUCUAACCCUAGUGCCUACCGCAUGUUUACAAACAACACGUGUUUGAAGCACAUGAUCACCAAAGUCCGGCGGGACACCCACCACUUUGAACGCUACCAGCAUAACCGGGACCUUGUGGGAUUCCUCAACAUGUUCGCGAACAAACAGCUAGAGCUGCCGCGGGGAUGGGAAAUGAAACACGAUCACCAGGGCAAGGCUUUCUUUGUGGACCACAACUCCCGCACCACCACUUUCAUUGAUCCCCGGCUCCCCCUGCAGAGCAGUAGACCCACGAGUGCACUGGUUCAUCGGCAACACCUGACGAGGCAACGCAGCCACAGUGCGGGUGAGGUAGGAGAAGAUUCUCGACAUGCAGGACCACCAGUUCUUCCCAGGCCAUCCAGUACAUUCAAUACAGUCAGUAGGCCACAGUACCAGGACAUGGUUCCAGUGGCUUACAAUGACAAGAUUGUUGCAUUUCUACGUCAACCCAAUAUCUUUGAAAUUCUACAGGAGCGUCAACCUGAUCUUACCAGGAAUCACUCACUCAGGGAGAAGAUCCAAUUUAUCCGAACUGAAGGGACUCCAGGAUUGGUGCGCCUUUCAAGCGAUGCAGACCUGGUUAUGUUGCUGAGCUUAUUUGAAGAAGAGAUAAUGUCAUAUGUGCCUCCACAUGCCUUACUCCACCCCAGCUACUGUCAGUCCCCACGUGGCUCUCCCGUGUCAUCUCCUCAGAACUCGCCAGGUACCCAGCGUGCCAAUGCCCGGGCCCCAGCCCCUUACAAACGGGAUUUUGAAGCCAAACUGAGGAAUUUUUACAGGAAGUUAGAGACUAAAGGAUAUGGACAAGGCCCAGGGAAGUUAAAGUUAAUUAUCCGAAGAGAUCACUUACUAGAAGAUGCUUUUAAUCAGAUUAUGGGUUAUUCCAGAAAAGACCUGCAGAGAAAUAAGCUAUAUGUCACCUUUGUCGGGGAGGAAGGGCUGGAUUACAGCGGGCCUUCCAGAGAGUUUUUCUUCCUGGUAUCCAGAGAACUCUUUAACCCAUAUUAUGGCUUAUUUGAAUAUUCAGCAAAUGACACAUACACAGUACAAAUAAGUCCUAUGUCUGCUUUUGUAGACAAUCAUCAUGAAUGGUUCCGGUUCAGUGGUAGGAUCCUUGGUCUUGCACUAAUACACCAGUAUUUGUUGGAUGCCUUCUUCACACGGCCCUUUUAUAAGGCUCUUCUCAGAAUUUUGUGUGACCUGAGUGAUCUAGAAUACCUUGAUGAAGAGUUCCAUCAGAGCCUGCAGUGGAUGAAAGACAAUGAUAUCCAUGACAUCCUGGACCUCACGUUCACUGUGAACGAAGAAGUAUUUGGGCAGAUAACUGAACGAGAAUUAAAGCCAGGGGGUGCCAAUAUCCCAGUUACAGAGAAGAACAAGAAGGAGUACAUCGAGAGGAUGGUGAAGUGGAGGAUUGAGAGGGGUGUUGUACAACAAACAGAGAGCUUAGUGCGUGGCUUCUAUGAGGUGGUGGAUGCCAGGCUGGUAUCUGUUUUUGAUGCAAGAGAACUGGAAUUGGUCAUCGCAGGCACAGCUGAAAUAGACCUAAGUGAUUGGAGAAACAACACAGAAUAUAGAGGAGGAUACCAUGACAAUCAUAUUGUAAUUCGGUGGUUCUGGGCUGCAGUGGAAAGAUUCAAUAAUGAACAACGACUAAGGUUGUUACAGUUUGUUACAGGCACAUCCAGUAUUCCCUACGAAGGAUUUGCUUCUCUCCGAGGGAGUAAUGGCCCAAGAAGAUUCUGUGUGGAGAAAUGGGGGAAAAUCACUGCUCUUCCCAGAGCACAUACAUGUUUUAACCGUCUGGAUCUGCCCCCCUACCCAUCCUUUUCCAUGCUUUAUGAAAAACUGUUGACAGCAGUUGAAGAGACCAGUACUUUUGGACUUGAGUGACCUGGAAGCAGAAUUCCCAUCUCUGUGGAUAGGCAGUUUCAGAAGCUGCCUUCUAGAAGAAUGACUGAACAUUGGAAGUUUCAAGAGGAUGCUUUCUUUCGGAUAAAGCUGCGUGCUGUUUUUUUUCCAGGAACAAGUGCUCUGUCACAUUUGGGGACUGGAGAUGAGUCCUCUUGGAAGGAUUUGGGUGAGCUUGAUGCCCAGGGAACAACCCAACCGUCUUUCAAUCAACAGUUCUUGCCUGCCAAACUUUUUCCAUUUGUUAUGUUCCAAGACAAAGGUGAACCCGUACAUGAUCAGCUCCAUGGUAAUUUUUAGGGACUCAGGAGAAUCUAGAAACUUUGAAACGUGGUUCAAGCCAAACUGGCAGCACUUGGCCCAAUCUCCAAAUUAGUGCAAGUUAAAUAAUAUAAUAAAAGUAAAAUAUUUCCUGAAAGUACAUUCAUUUAAGCCCUAAGUUAUAACAGAAUAUUCAUUUUUUGCAUAUGAGUGCCUGCAUGGUGUGCACCAUAGGUUUCCGCUUUCAUGGGACAUGAGUGAAAACGAAACCAAGUCAAUAUGAGGUAACUUUACAGAUUUGCAAUAAGAUGGUCUCUGACAAUGUAUAUGCAAGUGGUAUGUGUGUAAUUAUGGCUAAAGACAAACCAUUAUUCAAUGAAUUACUAAUGACAGAUUUUAUGCUUUAUAAUGCAUGAAAACAAUUUUAAAAUAACUAGCAGUUAAUCACAGCAUAUCAGGAAAAAGUACACAGUGAGUUCUGUUUAUUUUUUGUAGGUUCAUUCUGUUUCUGUUCUUUAGGAUGUAUAUAAGAACCUACCUAUCAUACUGUAUGCAUCACUCGUUCCAUUUUCAUGUUCCAUGCAUACUCGGGCAUCAUGCUACUAUGUAUCCUUUUAAGCACUCUCAAGGAAACAAAAGGGCCUUUUAUUUUUAUAAAGGUAAAAAAAAAAUCCCCCAAAUAUUUUGCACUGAAUGUACCAAAGUUGAAGGGACAUUAUAAUAUGACUAACAGCAACUCCAUCACUUGAGAAGUGUAAUAGAAAAUAGCUUCUAAAUCAAACUUCCUUCACAGUGCCGUGUCUACCACUACAAGGACUGUGCAUCUAAGUAAUACUUUUUUAAGAUUCACUUUAUGUGAUAGUAUGAUAUGCAUUUAUUUAAAAUGCAUUAGACUCUCUUCCAUCCAUCAAAUACUUUACAGGAUGGCAUUUAAUACAGAUAUUUCGUAUUUCCCCCACUGCUUUUUAUUUGUACAGCAUCAUUCAACACUAAGCUCAGUUAAGGAGCCAUCAGCAACACUGAAGAGAUCAGUAAUAAGAAUUCCAUUUUCCCUCAUCAGUGAAGACAUCACAAAUUGAAACUCAGAACUAUAUUUCUAAGCCUGCAUUUUCACUGAUGUAUAAUUUUCUUAUUAAUAUUAAGAAACAAUUUUUCUAUGGUAUCUCCAAAACUGCAUGACAUCACUAGUCUUACUUCUGCUAAUUUUAUGAGAAGGUGUCCUUCAUUUUAAUUGCUUUUGGGGUUACUCCACAUCUGUUUAUUUCUUGACUAAUCAGAUUUUCAAUAGAGUGAAGUAAAAUUGGGGGUAAUAAAAGCAUUGGAUUAAAACAUGGUUUGCCAGCCUAUGGGUUUACAGACAUUGCCCAAACAUUUCUUUGAGAUCUAUAUUUAUAAGCAGCCAUGGAAUUCCUAUUUAUGGGAUGUUGGCAAUCUUACACUUUACAGAGGUCAUAUGCAUAGUUUUCAUAGGUGUUUUGUAAGAACUGGUUGCUCUCCUGUGAGUUAAGCUAUGUUUAUUAUUGGGACCCUCAAGAGGAAUACCGCUUAUGUUAUACUACCCGCACUAAAGGCUUGUACUGCAGUGCGGGGAGAUGUUCUGAAAAAAGGUUAUAGAAAUCUGGAAAUAAGAAAGGAUGAGCUAUCUGUAUACUAUAAUUGGAAGAGAAAAAAAAAUUUUGACUGGAAAUGUUAGUUUGUACUUAUUGAUCAUGAAUACAAGUAUAUAUUUAAUUUUGCAAACUCUUUUUACUUGUUUGUAUUCUUUUCAUUAUAAGGAAAAGCAAUAUAACACACUUUAUUUAAAGUCACAAAUUUGAUGGUAUAUAAGAUGUUUCAGGGCUGGCAUUCUCCAAGCAACAGGUAAAGGUGGAAUCUUUUCAACCUUCAAUACAUUCAAAGAUCAUGUUAGCAUUCAUUUUGGUUUGAGACAUUUAGUUAUGCUAUUUCAUAUUAUUAGGUAAAAGAAAUUUGAAAUAAAAUGUCUCUCCUUAAUUAUUUCUAACAAAUACAUUUCUUUAAGGCAUCCAACUUUUUCCCAAAUAACAGUUCACUCUAAUGUGUGAAGACAUUCUUAAUUAGUAUAAUCACCUAGUUGAUACUAUUACAGAUUGGGAAUUAUCAAAGAUGUACUUAGCAUAUCAGAACACCAUGCUAACUUAUCGAUUAUUCUUAGUAAAACAAAACAGCCAAUAAUAACUAUAUAGAAUAUUAAAUAACAUUUCCACAGAAUAAAUUAGACUUUCCUAUACUCUACAAUUAGAAAUAUCCAUAAAUAUUUUCUUCUGGACUGUGAACCCAGAUAACUAGGCUUUAUGGUCUUAAGUGAUGCCUUUUAUACUAUAGAAGACACUCUUGAUACAUCAUAUAGAUGAGAGAACAAGCACACCAUUGGCAUUCACUCUGUGCCAGUUUGAUGUUUGUUUGACGAUGGAGCUGCAAGAGUGUAAAUCUGCCCAUGUAAAGCUCAGCAUACAGUUUAGUAGAGUAGACCCCAAGGUUGAAUAAAGUAUUUAAAAUAAAAUUUGGUAAGUUCUAUAAUCAAGGAAUGAAGAGAGAGAAGAAAAGAACAGCAAUCUGUGAGAUUCAGUAAUGGCUUCAUAUAUAGAUGUUAGUCUGACUAAAAUAAUGACAUCAAUGCUGUUUCUACUGGGAACUAAUGGCAAGUAAUGGUGUCAAUACUGGUCAAGUGUCGAAGCCAGGAUGCCAAGUACACAACAAGAGUAUAAAGUGUAUAGGGAGCUGAACUGUGAAGGAGCAACUCAAGGAUUUUCAAAUGAUCAAAGAAAUGCCAAAAUUAAGUCGGGUCAUUUCCCUGUUUUCCAUCAUCAAUUUUACAAUGCACCAUUGGUUUUCAAUGUGAAAAAUCCUAAUCCCUGAGCCCAAACCACUUCUGGGGUCAAAACAUUUUUCUUGUGCACAAAAUGAAUGGAUCUUGGUAAAAGAAGUAUGGUCACAAUUUUCUAGCAUUUAAAAAGGAAAAUCUGUUUUACCUGCACAGCAAUCAAAAAUGGCAAAAAUGCAUUCAAGUGUCUGACAGUAAUGGUAGAAUAUGGUUGCAUCGUGCUGUAUAGUUUCAAAGUGCUUUCAGGUACAUCAUCCAUGUUGCUCCUCACACACUUUGUAGGGUACAAGUAUCAUGUUAACUGGGUUGAGGCUGAUUUUCAUGGAUGGCCUGUGGCAUCAGUUUCAUUACUUCGUAGUCACAAUUCUGUGUUUCAUCUUGAGAAAUGCAGAGGCUAAUAUUUGUACCUAUAUAUUCCACUUUCAGUGAGGUUUCCAAGAUGCUUCCUCCAAACUCUCACUUUCUUAAACAGACACAUUUAAAAUGCGACACCUUCUGAAAAGUCCAUGAAGAAAUUAGUACAUUCAUGGGAAAAAUUUUCCCAUAGACCUAUUUGCACUUCAUAACUUGUCAUGAGAAAUUUAAAAAACAGAAAGCAAAAUUUGAUUGCUUUUGAUGGAUUUUUACAGAAUAGUCAUUUAAUUUUCUCAAAGGUUAUUUGGAAACAAGAUAAUGGAAAACACUAACCAGAAGCUUUAUUUUAUUUUUUAAUUUUUAAUAGGGAUGGAUUAGUAAGCCCUAAUAGCUGAGUUCCAGUGAUAUCCAAGAAGGAACCACUGCAGCUUCUCAUUUUCUCCCAUCCUCCUCCCAUUCAUCUAAUGACUUUUUCCAUCUUUCUACACAAAUUUUAUUUAUGAUUUGACCACCUCUAACAAGACAAAUAUCUUAUAAUGAAUAUGGGAGUCUGUUCAAUUUUACCUUAUUCAGGAAACUCCAUAAUUAUGUGACAUGAUGCAAUGUCAUUAUUAAGAGAUAUCUGUAACCCUGCAUAAUAAAAGCAUGCAUAGGAAGAAUGUGGUCUAAUCUCCAAACUGAGUCAGAGUUUGAGGACCUUUUGCAUUUUUUUUUUGGAUAGUCUGGCUCUGUCACCCCAACCUCCACCUCCCAGGCUCAAGUGAUCCUCCCACCUCAGCCUCCUGAUUAACUGGGACUACAGGUGUACAGUACCACACCCAGCUAAUUUUUGUAUUUUUUAGAGAGACAAGGUCUUAGAAUGUUGCCCAGGCUGGUUUCAAAUUCCUGAACUCAAGUGUCCACCUGCCUUGGCCUCCCAAAGUGCUAGGAAUAAUUGUAGGUGUGAGCCACAGUGCCUGGGAGGCAUUUUUUUGUUUGCUUUUGUUUUUUGUUUGUUCGUUUGUGAUAGGUUUGGCUGUCACCCAUGCUGGAGUGCAGCGGUGUGAUCUUGGCUCACUUCAACCUUUACCUCCCAGGCUCCAGCCAGUCUCCCACCUCGGUCUCCGAGUAGCUGGGACUACAGGCAUGCACCACCAUGCCCCCCAGUCAAUUUUUUUGUAUUUUUUAUAGAGACAGGAUUUUGCCACAUUGCCCAGGCUGGUCUCGAACUCCUGAGCUCAAGCAAUCCUCCCACUGUGGCCUCCCAAAGUGCAGACAUGAGGGAUUACAUAUGUGAGCCAGUGGGGCUUGCUCUCUUUAAUCUGCUUUCUGAUUUAGUAGAUGAGGGACCUUAUCUACUCUGGACCUUAGUCAUUUAUUUCCAUCUUGCUGCCAUAAGUUUAAAUUAAUGAGAAUGUCACUUUUAGAUUCUAAUUUUGCCAAACUUAGUUCUUUCCCGUUCAUUCGUGUUUUCCAAAUUAAUUUGUUUGUCUAGCAUGGUUACAAAGGAAAGACAUUAAAGCUCUCUGAAUUGUGGCUCAAGGCCAGCUACUGCCCACUAAAAGGGUGAUGAAAAUGAAAAAGAGAAAAGAGGAGCCCAGCAGUUGUGCCUCCCUCAAGAAUGUAAUGCUAAUUAUUGACCAACUGUCAAGAUUCAGAGUGGUAAUGGCAUUCCAAGGAGCUGGCACGAAGGAUGAGAAUGUGUGUGCUGGCCUUAUCAUAGCCAUCUGGGCCAGAAGGAGCAAAAGGAUGGUUAGGACAGCAGUAUAGCUGAGGGAAAGUUAAAACAAUGGUGAUCUUAGGGCAUGCUGGUGCAGGGUGGGAACAUACUUCGAUUUGGUUUCUGACCGAGAAGAAGAAAGCUAUGCUGCCUAAUGAAGGCACAGCUUGAUCUAUUUGAUAAAUACCCUCAUUUUAUAACUUCAGUAAUUUAACAUUUUCUGUAUUGCAAAAUGGAAUUCAGUCCCAAAGUAUUAAAGCUAGCCAUACCAUAAUCAGGAGACUCAACAAUUAAGCCUGAAAUUAUGUUGUGGACUUUUUUCAUUUAAGAAUUAGUGUUAUUAUUAUUGAACAUGUAUGAAAUAAAAGAAAGGGUGCUUUUAUUUCAUUAAACUUAAUUUGUAUUUUAGCAGACAUUCCUUGACAUUAGAAUAGCGUUUGAGACAUUUUCAUGAUUUUUGUUAAUCUGGAAAGCAAAAUCCUAAGAGUGAGGUUGCAAAUGCAGACUGAAUCAGUGUUUCCAAUUCAGGAAAUUAAUCAAGACCAAAAAUACAUUUGCUUAGAUUUUAUCUGCAAAGUCAUUUAUUUGGCUUUCAUAAUUGAACAGCUCAGCAAAAUAAGAUGGCCCUGGUCCUGGUUGUAUGGUUUCUGGGGAACACAGGAGAAUUAAAUGUAUGUAUGUGAUUUUUAUGUUUAGUGCCCUUCGGCAGGCGAUACCUUUCUAUCUGACUUUUAAGAUAUUACAAGCUGAGGAGUGUGGAUAGCUGUGUUUUGUGAUUCAGACUGAAUCAGCUAUUACUGAUGCAGGUAUGGAACCAUCGGCAAACUUCUGGUUACUAUCACCUUCUGUAAGAAAGAAUGGCUGAUGUUCCGGAAAUACUUUGGAAGGAUUGAACAGGAAUGAACAUAGAAUGGGAUGUUCUUUUAGGACCCUAAUGCUCUAAAAGAUAUAAUUACAACCUAUUUUUCUGUAUAUGAUAGCAUAAGUAAAGUUUGGGGCUAUUAAUAUGUUGGAAAGUGCUUAAAAUUACACAUUUUUAUAAUAGGGAUGCAGGGAUUCCAAAAUAAAUGAAUAAAAAUACAUGCAUCUCUCUCGCCUCUUACUGAAAGUAUUAACCUAAUUUUAUAAUAAUUAUUACUUUUUAAUAUUAAGGCUCUGUAAAAAAAAUUAUUUCUAAGAUUUCAGUAGAACACAGGUGGUGUAUUUUUUUAAGCUUUUCAUUUCUCUUCACCAACCUCAGUCAUUAUGUUCACUAUUUGGUGUGUCACAGUUAAUGGUGGUAUUUCAAUUUUUGCAUUGAUUUAAGCUUCGUAUUUAUUUAAUGUGACUUUCAAUGGAGAAUAAUAAUGGGAGAGACUUGCUAUUAGCAUUAAGGUUAUAUGGCUCUCAAUUCACUUUAUGCGUAAUUUUUUUUUCAAAGUAAAUAAUGCAGACUGUUGACAUCCUAGAAAUGGUUUCUGAGUGGUAUUAUAUGGGGCCUAGGACUCUGAACUGGGACUAGUUGUUUAUUUUCUGGGAAGUCUGUGUUCUUAUUCUCAACUGAACCCCUGACUCUUUUGUUGUAUUUUUUAUGAUUCUGAAAUGCUUUGAGGGAAAGAUAUUUUAAUGUGUACAAUUUGUUUUAUUUUCAUACUGAUCUCUAUUUUUGUUUAAAACCAUGUUGCAUCAUGAAAUCACUUAAUCCAAAAUAAAUCUUCUUUAAGAAAAUUGA